This is a messenger RNA of Gracilinanus agilis (Agile Gracile Mouse Opossum), 1170 nucleotides long. Its product is annotated as zinc finger protein 82 homolog. Gene Ontology annotation, biological process: regulation of transcription by RNA polymerase II. The record is from RefSeq and is a predicted model, not a curated record. Bases 1 to 1170 code for a protein of 389 amino acids. Gene Ontology annotation, molecular function: RNA polymerase II cis-regulatory region sequence-specific DNA binding; DNA-binding transcription factor activity, RNA polymerase II-specific. The transcript is spliced from 3 exons. NCBI's taxonomy places the organism in Eukaryota, Metazoa, Chordata, Mammalia, Didelphimorphia, Didelphidae.
AUGGCUUCGGGCCUCUUGUCCGCCGGGGGUCAGUGGGAAUUGCCGACAUUCAGAGAUGUGGCUGUGGGCUUUACUCAGGAAGAGUGGAGUCACCUGCACCCAUAUCAGAAGGCACUCUACCGGGAUGUGAUGCUGGAGAACUACCACAACCUGGUCUUCCUAGGUUGGGAGAGUUGGCCUGAAAUCAAGCAAUCAUUUCCAAAACUGGGCAUUUCUUUGGAAGAAUACCAGGAACGACUCACAAGUUAUAGUCCCCAGGCCUCCUAUCUGGAAGAAACUUUAGAAGGUGGGGCAAUAGAGAGGCCGCAUAAUCAUGGGGAAAAACCUUUUGAAUGCAGUGAUUGUGGGAAGACCUUCCGCCUGAGUACUGCUCUUGCUAUGCAUCAGAGAGUUCAUACUGGAGAGAAACCUUAUGAAUGUAAUGAGUGUGGGAAAUCCUUCAGGCAGAGGGCACAUCUGACCCAACAUCAGAAAAUUCAUUCUGGAGAGAAACCUCAUGAAUGUCAAGAAUGUGGGAAGGCCUUUCGCCUGAGUGCAGCUCUUGCUAUGCAUCAGAGAGUUCAUACUGGAGAGAAACCUUAUGAAUGUACAGAAUGUGGAAAAUCCUUCAGGCAGAGGGCACAUCUUACUCAACAUCAGAAAAUUCAUACUGGCGAGAAACCUCAUCAAUGUAAAGAAUGUGGGAAGGCCUUUCGCUUGAGUACAGCUCUUACCAUGCAUCAGAGAGUUCAUACUGGAGAGAAACCGUAUCAGUGUAAGGAAUGUGGGAAGGCCUUUCCCUUCAGCACAGCCUUAAUUAUGCACCAGAGGGUUCAUACUGGAGAGAAACCAUAUCAUUGUAAUGAAUGUGGCAAGGACUUCCGCAUGAGUACAGCUCUUACUAUGCAUUUGAGAAUUCAUACUGGAGAGAAACCUUAUGAAUGUGAUGAAUGUGGGAAAGCCUUUUCCAGGAGCACAGACCUUACUCACCAUCGAAGAGUUCAUACAGGAGAGAAACCAUACCAGUGUGAUGAAUGUGGGAAGUCCUUCAGGUGGUGGACACAUCUUACUCGUCAUCAGAGACUUCAUACUGGAGAAAAGCCUUAUCAGUGUGAAGAAUGUGGGAAAGCUUUCAGUCGCAGGACACACCUUACUCGUCAUCAGAAAGUUCAUGGUGGGGAGAAGUCUUAG